CAUGACAUAUCUCGCAGCGAUGCAGUGCCCCGCCCUGUGGGUAUCACUGCGGGCCUCUAUGUGGUUCAGACCUGCGACGCGACGGCGCGUAUGCCGACUUCUAAGCUGUCCUCCUAGCAUUUAGGAUGGCUGUCCAACAUUCUUGCAUCCUCCGAACGUGUUCUAGUGCCACACUCCGAGCGGACCCUGCGAUGAAAGCCUAUAGUUAAGAUUCCCCCUGGCGCUCCGGUAUCGCCUCCCUUAGCUACCACGCUCAGGUAAUCUGGCUCACCAGGUGCUAGUCAUCAUCAAUCGUACCAUCCUUACUCGCACAGCACCAGGUCGCGGUCGCUUGCUCCAACAGUUUUAAUACCGGAGAGAGUGUCGUAACCCUGGAUAGCUCAUCUUACUUCACAACCGUUCUCGUCAUGCGCAAGAACCUUGCGAUAUUUGCCUUUGCCUUGGCAGCAAACCUAGAGCUGACAAGCGCAGCACUCUUCACCAACCCGGCCGACGUGCCUACGAAUAAACAGUACCAAUAUGUUGUCGUGGGCGCCGGACCCGGGGGCAGCGUCGUCGCAAGUCGGCUCUCGGAGGAUCCGCAUACUAAUGUCUUGCUUCUUGAAGCUGGUCCGAGCGACGAAGGAGUGUUGCAGAUUGAAGUCCCCUACCUUGCACUUGAGCUGCAGCCCAAUACGACUUACGACUGGAACUAUACGACGGUCCCUCAGACAGGGUUAGGCGGGAGGGCCAUCGCGUAUACACGUGGACAUGUCCUUGGCGGUAGCUCCAGCAUUAACAUCAUGGCUUGGACACGAAGCUCUCUAGACGACUUCAACAGGUAUGCCGCUGUCAGUGGAGAUGAUGGGUGGUCCUGGGAUGCCAUCGAGCCUUACUUCAAGAAGAUCGAACAUUUCGUUCCGCCUGUUGACCAUCACAAUACCAGUGGUCAAAUCGACAUCCAAAUCCACGGCACACGCGGGCCUCUAAACAUCACAGUCAAUAAUACACCAUACCCCAUAGAUUCACACGUGAUCAAUACCACACAAGAACUUAGUGAUGAGUAUCCUUUCAACAUAGACAUGAACUCUGGUCACCCCUUGGGAAUCGGGUGGGCCCAAAGCGCAACGGGUAACGGCAUGCGAUCAAGCGCAUCUUCAUCUUAUAUCAGACCGGUACUUUCUCGGCCCAACCUGGACGUUUUGGUCAAUACGGUCGCAACGAGGCUCCUCAGAAGUGGCCACGAUAACGUAACUGGAGUACCAGUCUUCUCCGGCGUCGAAGUCGCACAAUCGAGCACAUCGCCUGUCUUUGCCUUCAAUGCGACGAAGGAAGUGAUAUUAUCCGCAGGCGCUGUCAACACGCCUCAGCUCCUGAUGCUCUCUGGAAUCGGCCCCUCCUCGCAUCUCUCCUCUCUUGGUAUCGAAACCGUCGUCGACCAUCCCUCCGUUGGUCAGAAUCUCUCUGACCACCCUGGUGUGGGCAACCAGUACAGCGUGGCAGCCGCUCAGGACGACACGGAUGACAAUCUCGUACGGAACAGCACACUCUUCAAUGAGCUGUUGCAGGAAUGGAAGGACAAGAGGCUAGGCACGAUGACCGGCAACGGUUUCAACCACAUUGGCUGGUUGAGGCUACCGACAGAUGAUCCAAUCUGGAAGACGGCGCAAGACCCGAGCGCAGGCCCCACUGCGGCGCAGUACGAGUUCCUCUUUGACGACGGUUACGUGGCGGCAACCGCUCCUCCAACCGGAUACUUCAUAACUGUUGACACAGUGCUCGUAUCCCCCACUUCUAGGGGCAGCAUCACGCUUGCGUCAGCAAACCCCUUCGACUCGCCCCUCAUCGACCCUGCAUUCCUCAACACGACGUUGGAUAUAUAUGUCAUGCGAGCCGCCAUACGCUCAGCAGCGCACUUCCUUUCGGCGAAGACCUGGGAUGGCUUCGUGACGGGGCAAGGGGGGGACUUCGCCAACGUGGAUCUGGACUUGGACGAGUCGGUCGAUGCGUGGGCACGGGCGCGGGCCAUGACCGUGUGGCAUCCGACGGGCACUGCUCAGAUGGGCAAAUGUAACGACACGGGCAGCGUGGUCGAUCCCGACUUGAGGGUCAAGGGGACCAAGGGCCUGAGGGUUGUCGAUGCAAGCGUCUUUCCAUACAUCCCGGCAUCGCAUCCACAAGCAGUGGUGUAUGCGUUUGCGGAGCGUGCUGCGGAUCUGAUUAAAGAUGGAAGGCGUUAUUGCUGAAAGCUACCAGGUCCAUCUGGAGUUUGGGUCUGGUCUUGAUACGAACGAACUAAGGUACAUUCCGAAUACUCUUAUAUGUAUGUAGGCGGUUACUCUGU
Dichomitus squalens LYAD-421 SS1 is the source of this 2323-nucleotide messenger RNA. RefSeq names its product alcohol oxidase. The record is from RefSeq and is a predicted model, not a curated record. The transcript is spliced from 9 exons. The coding region runs from base 408 to 2225 and encodes 605 amino acids. NCBI's taxonomy places the organism in Eukaryota, Fungi, Basidiomycota, Agaricomycetes, Polyporales, Polyporaceae. Gene Ontology annotation, molecular function: flavin adenine dinucleotide binding; oxidoreductase activity, acting on CH-OH group of donors.